GGUUUAGUCGGUACGAGUAAAAAAUGGAACCCUAACCCUAGCUUCUGUUAACGCUUUUCCGAUUGACUAUCAUGUCGACUUCACUGUGCUUGACUUUCGAGCGUUAUCAAGUCCGUUUCAACAAUCCUUAUCACAAGACUUGGUCGAUCGGGAUCGACUGUAUACUAAAUAAAUUCAACAUGCCGGGGGCCCGUUGCUAGCCGGAGCGACUCAAGUCUCAGUCAUGGUUAGGUACCGACACCAAAACUCAAUCCUGUUUGCACAGAUAAAUUCCAAGAUAAAUUCUGUAAUACAAUCAUAGAAGGCGCACUUCGACGAUGUCUCUGGACUACGAAAAAUACCAGAUGCGAAAUGAUGGACAGCUUCAGGACAGCUUCAGCCUAGUAUCACAACUGUUUACAUGGCCGUGGAUCUUACUUUGGCGUCUUUCUUGCUCGUUGGACUAGACCUGUUAUCUUCUCUAUAUAAAGCCAGCGCCAAGGAUACAUCAAAAGUUCUACCUAUAUUUAUGAGUUUGCGGCGGCUGAACAUCGGAAUAUGGUCUCUUCUGAUACAAUUGUACGUAACUUCUGCGUUGUUUUUAGCGCCUUGUUUCACGCAAAUAUUCGAUGUACUAACCUGCACCACAUGAUUGCUUAAUGCCGCGACACUCAUAUGGGCACGGUGAUGUAAGUACGUGGUUGGCGUUUUUUAGCCCCCAAGCUGCAUUACAAAGCCUGAAUAAUUCCCUGAGAAUCCGGGAGAUGAAUCAGACGAUGAAAUCAACACAAUAAGAUGUCUUCG
Messenger RNA from Desarmillaria tabescens, 783 nucleotides. RefSeq lists its product as uncharacterized. The transcript is spliced from 3 exons. The record is from RefSeq and is a predicted model, not a curated record. Lineage: Eukaryota; Fungi; Basidiomycota; Agaricomycetes; Agaricales; Physalacriaceae. Bases 401 to 631 code for a protein of 76 amino acids.